This is a messenger RNA of Danio aesculapii, 4223 nucleotides long. RefSeq names its product mucin 5f (gene muc5f). The coding region runs from base 16 to 4047 and encodes 1343 amino acids. The transcript has 10 exons. Lineage: Eukaryota; Metazoa; Chordata; Actinopteri; Cypriniformes; Danionidae. The record is from RefSeq and is a predicted model, not a curated record. Gene Ontology annotation, cellular component: extracellular matrix.
CCAACAACUUCUCCUAUGUUGUCAGCUUCAGCAAACGCAGCUUCUGCAAUUGCACCUUUGGCAGCUUCUAUAUCUUCCAAGCCACUUAAUCCUGCAAUUCCUUUGUGCAUUUGUCAUUGGUCAAAAUGGUUGGAUUUUGGCACUUCAACAAUAGGUCCUAAAGGUGGAAAACUUAUACCUGUCAAAGCCAUCACUGAUGCUUAUCCGAUUAUUUGUUCAAAACCACAGAAAGUUGAAUGCCGCUCAAAACUUUAUCCUGCACUUGCUCUUUCUCAGCUUGGCCAGACAGUGACGUGUAAUCUUGAAGAUGGCCUUGUUUGCUUGAAUAAAAACCAAAGUGUUACCCAGCAGUGCUUUGACUAUGAGAUGAGAUUGUUGUGUUGUCAUGAAGAGUGUGUUAGUGCAACACUACCAGCAGCAGUAUCUCUAGUUUUAAACAGUUCCUCCACAAGUGUAAGGUCAACUACUGCACCCCCAAAAAGAGAUUUGGCUGCAACAAUUUCAGAAACAUUUCCUUCUCAUUGUAUUUGCCAGUGGUCAAAUUGGGUGAAUAAUGGAAGCCUGACAACAGGGCCUAAAGGCGGCAAACUAAUAUCAAUCAAAUUCAUCACUGACACUUAUCCAACCACUUGCUCAAAACCACAGAAAAUUGAAUGCCGUGCAAAGCUUUAUCCUGGAUUUACUCUCUCCAAACUUGGUCAGGCAGUGACAUGUAAUCUUGAAGAUGGACUUGUUUGCUUAAAUAAAAACCAAAGUAUUACCCAGCAGUGCUUUGACUAUGAGAUGAGAUUGUUGUGUUGUCAUGAAGAGUGUGUUAGUGCAACGCUACCAGAAGCAAUAACUCUAGCUUUACGCAGUUCCUCCUCAAGUGUAAGCACAACCACUGCACCCCCAAGUCAAGAUAUUAAUACAACCAUAUCAAAAACAUUGAAUUCUAAAUGUAUUUGCCAGUGGUCAGACUGGGUGAACUUUGGGAGCCCAACAACAGGGCCUGAAGGUGGUAAACUAAUACCAGUCAAAUUCAUCACUGACACCUAUCCAACAACCUGCUCAAAACCACAAGAAAUUGAAUGCCGUGCAAAACGUUAUCCUGGACUUGCUCUCUCCCAACUUGGCCAGGCAGUGACAUGUAAUCUUAAAAAUGGAGUUGUUUGCUUGAAUAAAAACCAAAGUAUUACCCAACAAUGCUUUGACUAUGAGAUGAGAUUGUUGUGUUGUCAUGAAGAGUGUGUUAGUGCAACUCUGCCAGCGGCAAUAACUCUAGCUUUACGCAGUUCCUUCACAAGUGUAAGCACAACCACUUUAGCCCCAAGAAGAGAUGUUAACACAACAAUCUCAAAAACAAUAAAUUCUAAAUGUAUUUGCCAGUGGUCAGACUGGUGGAAUUUUGGGAGCCCAACAACCGGGCCUAAAGGUGGUGAACUAAUACCAGUCAAAUUGAUCACCAACACUUAUCCAACCAUAUGCUCAAAACCACAAAAAAUUGAAUGCCGUGCAAAACUUUAUCCUGGACUUGCCCUUUCCCAACUUGGCCAAACAGUGAAAUGUAAUCUUGAAGAUGGACUUGUUUGCUUGAAUAAAAACCAAAGUAAUACCCAGCAGUGCUUUGACUACGAGAUGAGAUUGUUGUGUUGUCAUGAAGAGUGUGUUAGUGCAACGCUGCCAGAAGCAAUAACUCUAGCUUUACGCAGUUCCUCCACAAAUGUAAACACAACCACUGUACCCCCAAAAAGAGAUGUCAACACAACCAUCUCAAAAACAAUGAACUCUAAAUGUAUUUGCCAGUGGUCAAACUGGGUGAACUUUGGGAGCCCAACAACAGGGCCUGAAGGUGGUAAACUAAUACCAGUCAAAGUCAUCACUGACACCUAUCCAACAACCUGCUCAAAACCACAAGAAAUUGAAUGCCGUGCAAAACUUUAUCCUGGACUUUCUCUUUCCCAACUUGGCCAGACAGUGAUGUGUAAUCUUGAAGAUGGACUUGUUUGUCUAAAUAAAAACCAAAGUAUUACCCAGCAGUGCUUUGACUACGAGAUGAGAUUGUUGUGUUGUCAUGAAGAGUGUGUUAGUGCAACGCUACCAGCAGCGAUAACUCUAGCUUUACGCAGUUCCUCCAGAAGCAUAAGCUCAACCACUGUACCCCCCAGAAGAGAUAUGGCUGCAACAAUUUCAAAAACAUUUCCUUCUUCUUGUAUUUGCAAAUGGUCAGACUGGAUGGACUUUGGCAGCCCAACAACUGGACCUGAAGGUGGUGAAAUUUUACCAAUGACAAAAAUAACAAACACAUACUCUAAUAUUUGUCCUGCUCCAACUAAAGCUGAAUGCCGUGCAAAACAUUACCCUGGAGUACUACUUUCACAGCUAGGCCAGGUAGUAACAUGCAAUUCUCAAGAAGGACUAGUUUGUCUAAACAAGAACCAACAUGUUACACAGCAAUGCUUUGAUUACGAGAUUAAGGUGUUAUGCUGUCAAGGACCAUGUGGAAAAUCAUCAAAAAUUUCACCAAGAAUUCAGCGUUUAUCCUACAGUGCAGUUGUGACUCCACCAAGUUUGCCAGAUGUCACCGUUUCAUCAGGAGGUCACAUCACUGCACAUCAUGACUGUGUCUGUGAAGUUUAUGGCAAUACAUUUAAUCCAGAAUCUGAAAUUUACAAUAUAACCGAUGGUGAUGGAUGGUGUUAUAUUGCAAAAUGUGUCAAAAUAGAAGAGAGGUGUGAUGUGAAAAAAAUAUCAGGACCAUGUUUAACAACAGUAUUUCCAGCAGCCUCUGUGCCACUAACAGGCAACUGUGAGAAACAUACGCCUCCCCUUACCAAUGGUGAAUCUGUCAAAGUGGGAAAUUGCCUAAUCGGGACAUGCAUGAAUGGUUAUAUUCAGUAUAAAGCAGUAGACUGUGAUCCAGUACAGUACCCUGUGUGUGAAAACAAGUUUUCACCACUGAACGUUUCUGAUGAAUCAGGAUGCUGUUUUAAACACGAGUGCCAAUGUAUUUGCAAUGGCUUUCGUGACCUGCAUUACAUCACAUUCGAUGGAAUAUAUUACCCUUUUCAAGGAAACUCCUCUCUUGUGCUUGUGCAAGAAAUUGAUUCAAAGUAUAAUUUUAGUGUUGUAGUUGAUAAUAUCUGUGACAUUGAAGAUGAUCUCUCCUGUCCCAAGUCCCUGGUGGUCCAUUAUAAAUCUUUUAAGAUCUUCAUGACUCAGAGAGUUUCUGCUGGAGCUGUUAUAAAUUUGAUUUACUUGAACAACAAGAAAGUCAGGUUACCAUUUCAAUAUGAAGAUGUCCGUGCUACAGAGACUGGCAUGGAGUCUAUUGUGGUCUUAUCUGAGAUUGAUACACAGAUCUCUUUUACUGGCACAAUGUUUUCCAUCCACCUCCCAUGGCAAAAGUUUAAUGGUAACACAGAAGGACUCUGUGGCGUGUGUGAUAAUAACCAAAUAAAUGAUUGUCGUCUGCCAAAUGGCACCAUUAUAUCAUCUUGCCAAGAGAUGGCUUCAUAUUGGCAUGCGCAUGAUAGCAAGAACAGCAAAAACCUUCUGCCACCCAGACCAGAGUCCACCUCAGUGUCAUCAUGCGCUUAUUCUGCAAUGUGCAAAAUCAUUGAACACAAGAUCUUUGAGAAAUGUCACAGGUUUGUCCCAGUUGAGCCAUAUGUGUCAGCAUGUACAUUUGAUGUGUGUAACAAGAGCAAUGCAACCAUUGGCUGUGCCAGUCUGCAGGCCUAUGCUCACGAAUGCGCAAUGGCAGGAGUUUGUGUAGACUGGAGAGAUGCAACAAAUGGAGUUUGUGAUUUUAAGUGUAAAAGCCCGCAGAGGUAUCUAGCAUGUGGUCCUCAAGUGGAGCCAACCUGUGAUGAAAGAUUUAAUCAGGAACAUUUGCAUGGCAAUAAUGCAUUCAGUAAUUUGGAAUCAAUGCUGUGGGAAGGAUGUUAUUGCCCAAGUGGCACCACACGUUUGAGACGCAACUCUAAUAUAUGUGUUCCAAGCUGUGAAUUUAAGGAGUCCAUCACAACAUCUUUCUCCUAUCAGAAACACAGUGUGUCGGUCUGAGGAUCACAGGUUUCAGGAUCCAGCACCAUCACUGUGGGAAAAGCAUAACAGAGACCACUGAUUUAGCUAGAUUAAAUGUUACUUUUAAAUCUUAGUUUAGGUGUAAAUUAUAAUUUACUCAUACUUGUGUACAUGAAUAAAAACUGAAUAAAAAUGCUGCAUUUAUUAUAUUUAAC